Molecule: messenger RNA, 1301 nt
Organism: Nicotiana tabacum (common tobacco)
Lineage: Eukaryota; Viridiplantae; Streptophyta; Magnoliopsida; Solanales; Solanaceae
Source: RefSeq, a predicted model, not a curated record
AAAUUUAAUGAAUAGUCCAAGGUCUCAGUGUUCCGCUAAGCGAAAAGUGCUGAACUCCAUUUUGCAACUCCUCUCGACGCUUCCUUUGAACCUAACCUCAAAAUGGCCAAAGAGCGAACAGAAACGCCGGAAGAUGAACACGGAGCUCCAUCUAAACGACACCGUCACAAAUCAAAAUCCAAAACGGAGUACGAAUCCGAAUCUGAACCCGAACCAGAACCAAAACGAGAAGCGAAAAAGCACAAGAGAAGUCGAAGUCGAAGUUUGAGGAGAAGAUCACGGGACGAUUCGUCGGAUUCGGAUUCUUCAUCUUCCGGAGAAGAUUCGUAUUCGGACUCGGAAGACUCGUAUUUAGAUUCAGAUACGGAGUCGGGUAGUUCGGAGUAUUCGGAUGAGUCGGAGGAUGAGAGGAGGCGAAGAAAGAGGAGAGAGAGGAAAAGAAGAGAGGAAAAAGAGAAGGAGAAGAAACGAAAGCUGAGGAAAGAGAAGGAGAAGAAGAGGAAAAGGAAGGAGAAAGAGAAGAAGGAGAGAAAGAAGAAGAAGAAAGAGAAGGGGAAAGUUGGUGCUGUUACGAACUCUUGGGGCAAAUAUGGAAUUAUCAAGGAAACUGAUAUGUGGAACAAGCGACCAGAGUUUACUGCAUGGUUAGCAGAAAUAAAGAAGGUGAAUCUGGAGAGCCUGCCAAACUGGGAAGAGAAGCAAUUAUUCAAGCAAUUCAUGGAGGAUCAUAACACCGCAACCUUCCCUUCUAAAAAAUAUUAUAACCUUGAUGCCUAUUAUAGAUGUAAAAUGGAAAAGGAAAACAAAAGAGGUAUCAAGAAGGUCGUGGAUACUGAACGUACUGUCUUCGAUGAUGAAGAACAGCGCAGGCAAGAAUUGCUGCGAGAACGUGAAAAGCACAAGGAAGAACAGGUGGAAGCAUUGAAGCGGGAGAUGCAGAGUGGAAUGGCACAAGCAAUGAAAGAACAAGCUCAAUUAAAAGAAGAGAUGGCUUAUCAAUACAAGCUUGGCAACUUUGAGGCUGCAGCUGCUAUCCAAAGACGUUUGGACCCAGAUCUUCCUAUGUAGAUGAGGUCCUGCAAAAUUUUGUUCUAGGCUAAUUAUUCUGCUCUCUUCAUUUUGUUUGAGCAAAUAUGAUUGUAGAUUCUUCAGCAAGUCUGUCCUUGUCUUACUAGAUACUAGGCUAGUUGAGUUAAAAUCUGGUUCAUGUACUAUUUUGUAACAUUAUCUGCCGUCCAUCCUUUCACUUUGUGCUCCACCAUAAUGCUGUUAAUCUCUAGUGAUAAUUUACCUUGCAUUAA